CAAUAUGUACUAAACUGUCACUUAAGAAAUAAACAUUCGUCCAAGUACGCCAAAUCCAAACCUUUCCAAUGUUCUUCAUGUAAGGCUGGCUUCUCAUACCAUAAUUCCUUGCAAAGGCAUUUAAAAGACAACAAAUGCCGAAACCACUCGCCGCAGAACCGGGAAUAUGUCAACUCUUUAAAAGAUCGUACAUACAAAAUGAAUAUUCUGCAUAGGUGUAGCAUUUGUGGCAAGGCCUUUAUAACCAGAGCGGGUCUAAGGAAACAUAUGAGUAGGCGACAUAGUCAAGAGUCGAUUACCAACAAUUCUCUUACAUGGGAAAUGGGCGAGGGAGAAACGAAUUCUUCAACCGAUACUGCUGACGAGGUGCAGGAUGAGGUGGAAAGUGACGAGCAGCAUGAAGAAGAGUAUGACGAAUUAUCAUUGUCAUAUCUGGAAAGUAUGAAACCCCUCACACUCUCCAAAUUAAAGGCCAUCGACACCAAAACUCGUGGGGACUAUGAUCGUCUCAUUGCCCUGUGGCGAUCCAGGUUGGAAUGUGUCAUCUGUGGCACAACACUAGGCACAUUUACCCAAUUGCAGCAACAUUUCUCUCAACAUCAUAACAAAGAGCAAUGCCAUAUAUUGUGUUGCCAACUUAAGCUUCACUUCCGUUUUGAAAUUGAACAACAUAUUCAUUAUCACUAUGCUGCCGAUGACGAACAUAAAUGUGACAUGUGUUAUGCCUCAUUGUCGGCUACCGAUAAAACGUAUCAUGUGCGUAAGGUGCAUGGCGCCAGGAGCAACAAAUAUCGCUGUCAACCUUGUGAGCGUACAUUUAUAAAUCGAAGUUACUUGGCAGAACACCAAUAUCGUAUGCAUCCCGUUGCAGGACGCAAAUAUUUCGAUUGUUCCAUAUGCGACAAAUCUUUUACUUGUUACAAUAGCGUGUACCAACACAUAGCCUUGCACAAGGAUAUAAAUUUUUGCCGAUGUGAAUAUUGUCACAAAGUAUUCACGCAACGUGCCACUUUAUUUAAACAUAUGAGAAGAUUUCAUGGCCUAGAAAUGGAGCAGCAGAGGCGAACUGAGAAUCAUAGUGAAUCAGUUGGUGGAAUACCCACAACAAACAAAUCAUUGCCCCACAAUGAGCUAAAUCAGAAAAUUUUCAAAAAAGAAACCCCUGAAAAGGAUCAAGAGCUUAAUGAGUUUUGUAUUAAAAUACAAAAUGAACCCAUAUCUGAUGUUUUCAUAAGUAGCAGCGCUCAUGAAAACAAACUUGAACUUAAAGAUACUAGCCAAAUCCAACUGAACUCUAUUACCGAUGCUAGACAUCAACCUGUGAAGAUGAAAACUGCCUUUGUACGCAUUGAAAGGCUGCCUAAAGCCAUACUUAAUGCUUAUGGGUUCGACUAGAAGAAGGAAACUGUAGCUGAAUAGACAUCAAUUUGAUAUGACAAAGUAUGGUAUCUCCCUCCACAUUCUAAAAUAUUAAAAAUUGAUUUACAUAGAUUGACUAAGGCAAAACCAACUUUUUGGGAGGAGUCUAUUUGGCUUUAUUCAUAAGAAAGAAAAACAAAAUAUUUUGUUUUGGAAAAAUAAAUAAUAAUUGCCAAAAAUAGAAAGUUUGUGAGGCAAACUAGCAGUUAAAUUAAGAUCACGGGAGUUUUUUGUUUUAUUUUCUAACUCAACACGUUUACCACAUGAACAACAACAGUUGUAUUGAGAGUGUCAAAGCGACAGGUCACUGGUUGUCAUGCCAAAACAUACGGCAAAGCAUUUUUUAGACAACAUGGUAUACUAACAGCAUUCACUAAUAGAAGGUUAGGUCACUUGCGAAAACAUAAAGUGGAA
Molecule: messenger RNA, 1833 nt
Organism: Stomoxys calcitrans (stable fly)
Lineage: Eukaryota; Metazoa; Arthropoda; Insecta; Diptera; Muscidae
Product: zinc finger protein 883-like
Exons: 1
Coding region: 199-1395 (398 amino acids)
Biological process (GO): regulation of transcription by RNA polymerase II
Cellular component (GO): nucleus
Molecular function (GO): RNA polymerase II transcription regulatory region sequence-specific DNA binding; DNA-binding transcription factor activity, RNA polymerase II-specific
Source: RefSeq, a predicted model, not a curated record